CCCUUCCAUGGAGCAAGCCGUUCGCGUUUUGUUAGCUGAGUUGGCCAGUCCCCGUGUUUUGGUUUAUCCAGAUUGGGAUGCUGUUUCAGACCGCUCGCGAUCUUUUCAUCUUUACUGUGAUGCUAGUCGCGAUGGGUUUGGUGGGACUCUCGAACAAGAACAGCCAGAUGGUUCUAUUCGCCCAGUUGUCUUCAUCAGUCGGGCUUCUUUGGGCCCAGAACGCCACUGGAUUGCCCUCGAUCUCGAGGCGGGUAGCACCGUGUGGUGUAUCAAGCGCCUUCGCGGCUACUUGUGGGGUACAAAAUUUCGCAUUUUUACCGACCACAAAUCUCUCGAGCCUUUUGCUAAGGUGGGGGAGAACAAUGCCCGCGUUCAGCGCUGGCUGGAAUUUCUUACCGCCUACAAUUACACUCUCGAGUAUCGCAAGGGUUCCGCAAUUGGCAACGCUGAUUUCCUCUCACGCCUCCCAGUCGCAGCGGCUGAAUGCGAGCGCUCGGGUCGCAGCCGUCUGACCCCGGCUGAGGAUGAAGAGGCGGUGUUUUUCAUCCGUUCGUGUGGCUUUACCCCUUCCGGUGAUCGGGCCGCGGGCCCCGGUGUGUCGGUGAGCGUUGACUAUUUUGGUCCACUUCCGUUGACACCGCGUGGCAACACAUACAUUCUGCUCUUUAUAGACCGUUUCAGCCGCCGUGCUGAUAUGUACGCAGUUACGGCUGCAGAAUUCACCGCCGAAGGCACAGCUGACAUCCUUGUCAACAGGUAUAUCUCUUUGUGGGGUUGCCCAUUGAGUCUUUUGUCUGACAACGGCUCUCAGGUUUGCUCUCAACUGUCCCAAGCCGUGUAUGCCCAUCUUGCUAUCCGCAAAGUGGCUACUAGCUCGUACCAUCCCAAUGGAAAUGGGGGUGUGGAGCGCGUCAACCACACUAUGGCUCAAAUGUUGGCUAUGGUUUUCGACGAACGACAAGAUGAUUGGGGCAUUCAUCUCCCACACGUCGCGUUUGCUUACAAAAAUUCCGUUAGCGCCGCUACCGGUUUAGCGCGCAAUGAGGUUCGCCUGACCAACAUCGCCAAACAAAUCGCCGUUAUCGUGCGAUGCGCAUUGGAGCCGCUACCAGGGAAUUGGCGCGUGCUCAAGGAAGCCGAAAGUGCAGCCGAAAGUGCAGCCGGGGAAGCGGCAGCCGCGGCAGCCAAGAUGGCGGAUCUGCAGAGGAGACUUGAGGAGGCAGAGGAGAGGAGUUUAGCGGAGGACGCAACUAGCGAUAGGUUGGGUGAUGCCGGGCAUACGGCAGGUAACAUGGGGAUGGACGGCGCCGGUUAUGCGCCUGGGUAUUGUAGCAGGGAUGGAGCCGCCGGAGGGGCGGCCACUUUUGGAGCUGGAGCCGCCGGAGGAGCGGCUACAUUUUUCCCGGGUGAUCGAGUGCAGCGUAAGGACCGGAAGCCACCGGUGUACGACGGCAACUUCCCGCUGUUCAAGACGCUGUUCGAGACCUUCCUCACCCGUGAAGAUCUUGGGCACACACUUGCGAAGCCAGCAAGUCCUGAUCAACGCAUCUGGCUCAUCCACGCGUCAAGGAGCGAAAACUUCCGCUUUCACGGUGAGCAGCGCGUGCGUGACCAUGAGUGUGCUUGGGAGAACCUGAUGCGCGCCACAAAGGGGGCAAACUUUCAGGCCAAAAUCCCGGAAGUUGGGACUGUGUAUGGGGCGUGGGAGGCUGCCCAACAGUUCUGCCUCCCGAUGAGUGACAAUCUGAAGGAGGCCAUGAAGCUGUCCCUUACCAACAUGAGGAUGCAGUUCAGAGAGGAAGCAAGGGAUUACUUUAUUAGGUUUGACAAAGUGCUGUCCACAAUGGGCGCCCUCGACGGCGAUGGAAUCUCCGAUCAAGAAGUCCUUGCGAUACUCCGCAGAAGCCUUUCGGCCGAUUACGACCAGCUCAAGCCGGUGCUCAUGUCUGAUCGGUCGCUCACACGCGCGGAAUUGGAGAGUCUUGUGCGUAGUCACCGCGUUGAGCAAGACCUAGGGAAUAGUUCGCUACGGGCGGCAGCGCCGACCAGCGACCCGCACGCUCUUCGUUUCGGCGGAAAUUCGCGGCCCAACGGCGGCGGUGGCGGCGGUGGCGGUGGUGGCGGUCCGCCGCGGAGGACCGGAGGUUUUUCCCAAGCCACCCGUGUGCCCCUCAUCGUUCAUGCCCGCAAUGCUCACGUUGGCGCCGCUGGUCGCCGGGGUGCCGUCCAUUUCGGUGGCGGUCACGGCGGCGGCGGCGGCGGCGGCGGCGGUGGCGGCGGCGGUGGCGGUGGUUACAGCGACGGAGGCGGCUUCACCGACGGUGGAGGCGUCGGCGGCGGGGGGCACGGCAGCAGUGGCAGCGGCAGCGGCGUCCCCGGUCGCCGCGUUGGCACCGGGCAGCGAGACACUCGCAGCGGCGACGGUGGAGGCGUCGGCGACGGGGGGCACGGCAGCAGUGGCAGCGGCAGCGGCGUCCCCGGUCGCGGCGUAGGCGCCGGGCCUUCAGACGAACGUGGCGGCGAUGGAGGCGGCACCGGCGGCGGGGGGUACGGCAGCAGCGGGAGUAGCGGCGUCGUCCCCGGUCGCUGCGUUGGCGCCGGGCCUUCCGAUGGACGCAGCGGGGAUGGAAGCAAUGGUGGCGGCGGCGGCGGAGGCGACGGUGGGGCGACCGGUAGCGGCGGCAGCAGCAGCGGCGUCCCCGGUCGCCGCGUUGACGUCGGGCAUUCGAACGGCCGCAGCGGCGGUGGCAACGGCGGAGGCGGCGGCGUUGGCCGUGAUGGAGGAGAUGGCGACGCCCGUGGGGUGCACACUUGGGUCCGCAACCGCGACGCGCCCGGCAGCAGCUUCGUCAUCAACCCCGACCCCGACCGGAGUGGCUCGACCUGCGUUACCCCCUCCGUCACGAGGUCAGCGGCGCGGCGCAUGGCUAACCAUGGGCCCCUGCCGCGAUCGCCCGGGGUGUUGGCAAUGCUUGCGAUAGCGGAGGACUUCGACACUAGAAUGGACGAUGAGCAGUGCUUUGGAGGGCCGCAGCUGCCGGAUGGACCAGCGAGCGAGCGUCAGACCCCGACGCCAUUGGCGGAAGCGCACUCGGGAGAGGACAGCGACAUCUGGUACAGUGCUGAGGAGGCGGAGUUUACCGGGCUGCUCGAGGCCGAGACUUCUGGGCCGGCGGCAGGCUCGUAG
Messenger RNA from Ectocarpus sp. CCAP 1310/34, 3187 nucleotides. The record is from the annotation of a GenBank genome assembly. NCBI's taxonomy places the organism in Eukaryota, Phaeophyceae, Ectocarpales, Ectocarpaceae.